AUGUUUGCAUGGUGUUCGAAUGCCCACUCAGGAUCCCUCUCAUGUUUAUCUGCGGAUUACUCUGAAACCCACAACAAGCUUCACGUCAACUGUUCCAGCCAUACAGUCGUCACACGACGUGUGGAAGCCUCAAGCCCGGUGAAGGAGUCCGUGGAAAAAUACCUGGACAAGGGCUACAGCUACUCUCGCACCAACAACCCCACCGUGACGGCACUGGAAGAGAAGCUGGCCAAAGUGGAGAACGGGUUUGGUUCCUCGGCAUUCGGCACCGGCAUGGCCGCCACCACCAGUGCCAUCUCUGCGACCAUGCAGGCGGGUGAUCACUGUGUCAUCUCGGACUGCUCCUACGGAGGCACCAACAGGUCCUGCAGGGAGUUCUUUACCCCUUUGAACAUGGAGUUCGACUUCGUGGAUUUCCGGGAUCCGGAGAACGUCAAGAAGGCCAUGAAGCCCAAUACCAAGCUUGUGUUCAGUGAGACCCCGGCCAAUCCGGUUUUGCGCGGCCCUUGGAUACUUGUGGCAGUUUUUUUUUUUGUGUGUGUGUGUGUGUGCGUGCUUAGCACUAAGCUUCGAUUCCAUUCGGGUGGUGUUCUCGCACUAUGUGGGUGUGUAAGACAUAUGCUCGUGCAGGGUCCUGUGGCUGCGGCUGUGAGCAGAUUCAGUGUCUCUUCAGCCUCGUCUUGCAAGUCUGCCAGAGUUCAUAGGAGCCGCUGUCGACAUCUGCAGUCAGACGCGUUUCAGAAACACGUCCCACCGCAAGAGCUGAAGCCUCCUGAUGGGGACCCGGAGCCGCCUGGGGCCAGGUCCCUCACUGACAUCGAGGCCGUUUCCAAGAUCGCCCACGAGGCCUCAAGGUCCAAAUUCUUCGGAAGAGGCUGUUUCGGGAACACCGCCGCUGAUCUUCGAGGGCCCCAGGAGUUCGGCUGUGCUUCGAUCUGA
Messenger RNA from Symbiodinium sp. CCMP2592, 939 nucleotides. The record is from the annotation of a GenBank genome assembly. NCBI's taxonomy places the organism in Eukaryota, Dinophyceae, Suessiales, Symbiodiniaceae.